CUGGAUAUAAUCCCAUCAGGAUUGGCGAAAACGCUUGACUUCGCUCAUUUGGCCGAUACCAAGAAUCUUCACGGCCUUGAUAGAGGUUUUGUUGAGUAUUUCAGUGGUAAGUCAGCGUCACUCUUCUGA
This is a messenger RNA of Haemonchus placei, 129 nucleotides long. NCBI's taxonomy places the organism in Eukaryota, Metazoa, Nematoda, Chromadorea, Rhabditida, Trichostrongylidae. The record is from the annotation of a GenBank genome assembly.